UCUAAGCCAACACGUGGGGCACGUUGGUCAAACAAAUUUAACCCGCCGUUAUUGUUGUUUCCCAAAAGUGAUGAAAAAUAAUUUAAUUCCAAAACGAGGUGAAUUACUGAUGACUGAUGUGUUACAUUAAUUUUUAAUAAUGAAAUAAAUUAUGCUCUUAAAGUUUGUCAUUCGGUGUUGUCGUAAAUACCAGCGAGAUUUCAAGUGGAAAUACCGAACAGAGUUUCGUAGUUUUCAUAAUGAAGUGAGUUCCGGCUUAUCACCAGCCUCAUCGGGAAGUAUAAAAACGACCUUGAGACAGCACAAUGUUAAUUUUCAAGAGGGACAUGCUUGUAUUGUUAUCAACUGUCCCAUUUGUGAUAGUGGUAAACAAAAUGAUGCAAAAUUGUACAUAAACAAGACGACAGGCUUGUUCGUUUGUCCCAACUGUAGACAUACAGGUCCCUGGGACGUUUUAUCCCGUGUGAUCGGGCCAAAGAAAUCUGCAAAGACCGUAGAUUUGAAAGCGAUAAAACAAACUCUUCAUAUUGAAGAGGACUUCUCAGGAAAAUGGACGAGUUUAGUUGAAUCCUGUCAAAAUAUUUCUGAGCUAUCUGAGGAUAGUUAUAAUAAUUUAAUCACGAAUUAUGCCUUUCCAAAGGUUACACAAAGUCAGAUGAGCCAACUGGGCUGUUAUUAUAAGGAUGUUUUGUCAUCUUUUUAUUUCCCUUUGAUAACGAUUGGAAAUAAAAUUGCUGGAUACAAAUGCUUAUCAAUCAGUCCAGUUCUAAAUGAGAAAACUGUACCAAGUAUCAGUGCCAAUGGUUUGAUAAUUUAUAAAGAAAGAAAGGCAAAAACUGACGGAACAGCAGUUGUCGUUCCCUCAGUAGAGGAUUUACUGGCCUUAAUAGCUGAAAGAUCAGCCAACACUGUAAUUUGCCUUCCUUACGGCCUUCAGCAUCUGCCUCUUCAGAUUUUACCAAUCCUUGAACCAUUUAAAAAAUUAAUACUCUGGUUUGAUAACGAUUCCACCAGCUGGGACUCAGCGAGACACUUUGCGAAAAAAUUGAACGAAAAGAGAUGUUUUUUUGUGAGGCCAACGAAUCAUCAGCCCAGGCCUAAGGUGGCUGCAGUUAGGGGAUAUAAUUUGAAGAAUAUCAUUCAGGAAGCACAGCCCAUUUGGCAUAAAAGUAUUACUACCUUUCAUAGCUUGAGAGAAGAUAUCUUGAGUGAUCUGCAGAAUAUUGAUAAAGUCCAGGGAGUCAAGUGGAAUAGGUAUCCAACAUUGAAUAGAAUUCUGAAGGGACAUAGAAGAGGAGAGUUCACGGUUCUAACUGGUCCAACAGGCUCAGGAAAAACAACUUUCAUCAGUGAAUAUUCACUGGACCUUGCAAUGCAAGGUGUCAACACCCUUUGGGGUAGCUUUGAAAUCAGAAAUACAAGACUGGCGAGAACCAUGCUCCAGCAAAUGGCUGGAGUGUCACUGGAGGAGAAUCUUCAGGAUUUUAAUACUUAUGCAGAUGCAUUUGAGAAGCUCCCAUUAUAUUUUAUGACAUUCCACGGCCAGCAAAACUUAGCAAUAGUGAUGGAGGCAGUGGAGCACGCAACGUAUGUUCACGACAUAGCACACGUCAUCAUUGACAACGUUCAGUUUAUGAUGGGAAUGUCAGAGUCCUCGAAACACCUCGACAGGUACUGGAGGCAAGACGUCAUUGUCUCGGCCUUUCGAUCCUUUGCUACGAAAAAUAAUUGCCAUGUUACUUUAGUCAUCCAUCCGAGGAAAGAACGCGUGGAGGAGGAUUUGACCACAGCCUCGAUAUUCGGAGGAGCUAAAGCCAGCCAGGAAGCUGAUAAUAUCCUCAUCAUUCAGGAUAAAAGACUGACGAGUCUCAGGGGUAAAAAGUACCUGCAAAUUGCCAAAAAUCGAUAUAGCGGAGACCUGGGGGUCAUGAUGAUGGACUUCGAUAAGGCUAGUCUCAGUUAUCAGCAGAAGAAGAAAAGCAAAAGUGAAGAGCCUGUAGGCGAGGGAAAAGAUAAACAAUUUAAGGAAAAUAGAUGACAGUGAUUGUCCAAUCAUGAAUGAUAUUUCAAAUAUUUUAUGAAAACUCAAUUUUGUACAAUUGAACUUCAGAAAAUCCAUACCUUUGGAUUUAUAACUUCGUUACUCCUUUCUUCAAUCUUGCAAUUGGAUUUUCCAUACACAAAGUUAUUGAAACAUUGAAUUAGAUGUCAACAAAGUUUAUGAACCAGUGUGAUAAUAUAUUUUCGGAUAAUGAAUCUUGCAAUUAUAUCCUGAAAA
Diachasma alloeum is the source of this 2278-nucleotide messenger RNA. RefSeq names its product twinkle protein, mitochondrial (gene mtDNA-helicase). The record is from RefSeq and is a predicted model, not a curated record. Gene Ontology annotation, molecular function: single-stranded DNA binding; ATP binding; 5'-3' DNA helicase activity. The transcript is spliced from 3 exons. Gene Ontology annotation, cellular component: mitochondrion. Lineage: Eukaryota; Metazoa; Arthropoda; Insecta; Hymenoptera; Braconidae. Gene Ontology annotation, biological process: mitochondrial DNA replication. The coding region runs from base 152 to 2038 and encodes 628 amino acids.